Messenger RNA from Venustampulla echinocandica, 1053 nucleotides. RefSeq lists its product as uncharacterized. NCBI's taxonomy places the organism in Eukaryota, Fungi, Ascomycota, Leotiomycetes, Helotiales, Pleuroascaceae. The transcript is spliced from 2 exons. The coding region runs from base 1 to 1053 and encodes 350 amino acids. The record is from RefSeq and is a predicted model, not a curated record.
AUGUACUGCCGAUAUCUGAGUUUAGUGCCCCUGGCACUAGGCCUCGCGAGUGCCUGGACUUAUCCCGAUUGCGAGCACGACGGUUGUUAUAGAAACCUCAUUGACCCUCGCUUUGCCCAAGAAGCAGACGAGUUCUGUGUGGCCUAUCUCGCCGGCACAACCACUGCACCAUCAGCCAUCCCAACCAACUUCAACAACUGCGAUAACGAUGUCGCAGCCGUCAGCUCUGCAUGCUCUUGCAUCACCUAUACCCUAACUGCAACAUCAACACCACCUACCUCACCACCUACUUCACCACCUACCUCACCACCUACUUCACCACCUACCUCACCACCUACCUCACCACCUACCUCACCACCUACCUCACCACCUACCUCUCCUCCUACCUCUCCUCCUACCUCUCCUCCUACUUCUCCUCCCACCUCUCCACCUACUUCUCCUCCUACCACACCCCCUACCUCACCUCCUACCACCUCCCCAACAACCGCUCCAACUACCAGCCCCAGCAGCUCUCCUUCAGACACCACCACCCCUUCAUCGAGCAGCACGCCCACGAGCCCCAGCUCUAGCCCCUCGUCUAGCGCCGGCUCCAGCAGUCAGUCCAUGACCACCUCAACCGUCUACACAACCACCUCAUACACGGUCACUUCCUGUCCCCCGACUGUGACUGACUGCCCCGGAAAGGGCCAUCUGACCACCGAGACCAUCGCACUCUACACGACUGUCUGCCCUGUCUCGAAUCCUCCUACCGAGACCACCGUCUACACCACGAAGACAUACACUAUUACCUCUUGCCACCCAACCGUCACGAACUGCCCUGUAGGAUCUGUUACCACCACGGUCUAUCCUAUCACCACCAGCGUCGUAGUCGUUGUCCCUCCCCCUGGAGGAAUUACCACUGUUAAGACAGGGCCAGCUGGAACCCUCACCAGCGGGCCUUCGAAGACGACUUCCUCAGAGUUGUUGCAAGUCACCAAUGCCGCAGGACGUCUGUCCAACGCGGCUGAAAUGAUCGCUGCUGCGGCUGGUGUGGUGGCUGUUGCCCUUUUCUAG